UUGUUCAGUCAUGAAUUCCUGAGCUACCACCACCGUCCCUCUCUUAAAUUACUGCCCCUAUAAAAUAUAGUUGCAUAGACAGUACCAGUAUUUCCACCUCUAAAUCCCAAUAUGCAGCAGUAGUCACCUCCAAUCAUUACCUUGUCCUGGGUGGAGGGAGGCUCUCAGAAGGGCCCAAACACUCCCAUACUUCAUUGAUUUAGACAAUUCUGUGCCCUUUACAUGACCCUACCUACUUCCAGUAGUCCUCCCCCAUUUGACCUAAUCCACCCCUCAUCUAGGAAGUGCUCUGUGGGCAGUGUGAAUCCCCAGUGGACCCCCCCUAACACCUCUUCCUUGUCUCUUUCAUCUCCAGUCUCCCGCCAGCAAAGCAGGAAUAAGUUUUCCUAAGUUAGACGGAUGGUCCCUAUUAGCCUGGUGGGCUGCCCCCCUUUUACCUCCCCCCCCACCAGCUGCCCUAGUCAAGGGAGGUGCCUCUGUGGGGAAGAAAGGCUGGAGAGGCAGAAACUUUGGGUGGGAGUUUUAGGCACCCUGGAGCAGGAAUGGUACCCCCAGGGAAGAAGCCAGCGGGAGAGGCCUCCAACUCCAACAAGAAGUGCAAACGGUACUUCAACGAGCACUGGAAAGAAGAGUUUACCUGGCUGGACUUUGACUAUGAGCGGAAGCUGAUGUUUUGUCUGGAGUGCCGCCAGGCCCUGGUGCGGAACAAGCAUGGCAAAGCAGAGAACGCCUUCACCGUGGGUACUGACAACUUCCAGCGCCACGCCUUGCUGCGCCAUGUGACCUCGGGAGCACAUCGCCAGGCGCUGGCUGCCAACAGGGGCCAGCCUGCCCUUGAGGGCCAGGCUGAGGGAGGAGGGGCCUACUCAGGCUUGGCGAGCAGCCCCAACUCCAGGGGUGCCAAGGUGGAGGCGGACCAGGCCAAAGUGGCUGUGCUGACCACUGUGUACUGCAUGGCCAAGGAGGACAUGCCUGAUGACCGCUGCUCUGCCCUGAUCGAGCUUCAGAGGGUCAACCUGUGCCAGGCAUUGCUGGGCAUGAAGCAUGGAGACUACUACAGCGCCAGGAGGGUGAGGGACAUGCAGGUGGCCAUUGCCAGUGUCUUGCACACAGAAGCCUGCCAGCGCCUGAAGGCAUCCCCAUAUGUGGGUCUGGUGUUGGAUGAGACCAGUGACUAUCCUGAGUCCCACAGCCUAGCCUUGUUUGCCACUUCAGUGUCCCCCUGUGAUGGCCGGCCUGCCACCACCUUCCUGGGCAGUGUGGAGCUUCAGGAGGGAGAAGGUAUGGCUAGCCAGCUCCUGGACAUCCUGAAGGCCUUCGGUGUGUCAGCACCCAAGCUGGCCUGGCUCAGUUCAAGCCUCCGCAGUGACCACCUUGGCAGUGUGGGCCUGCAGCUCCGGGCUGUCUGCCCGAUGCUCACUGAGCUCCAUUGCCUCCCUGGCAAGACACACCGAGAGCCACCUGCCUACCUCAGUGAAUAUGAAAGUGUACUAGAUGCCCUCUUCCGCCUCCAUGCUGGCUCCAGGUACCACAUGGUCCCUGAACUCCAGGCAGCACUGGACCUUGCAGCUGUUGACCUGACAAGACCACUACCAGUUCCCUGGGCCUCCCUGCUGCCCAUUGUGGAAGCAGUGGUCCAGGCUUGGCCUUCCCUGGUGCCCACACUGGAGGCCUCUGCCCCUGCCUCACCCAUGGCCAGGGCACUGUCCCUCGCUAUACGCCAGUUUACCUUCAUGGCCUUUAGCCACCUGCUGCUGGACACUUUGCCCUUGGUGCAGAAGCUUGCCCAUUUUGUGCAUACGAAAGAACCAGACUUGGCCUUGCUGCAGCCCUUGGUGAUGGCAACUGCAUCCUCCCUCCAAGCACAGCGCAGUGCUCAAGGGGAUCAACUUCAGGGCUUUCUUGAGGAGCUGGAGUCUGUGGGCUCCUGUGAGGGCGGGUGCUGCACCUACCGUGGCGUGGAGCUGCUCGGCUACUCCGAGGCUGCGAUCCAAGGUUUGGAGCGGCUGCGGGGGGCCUUCCUGGACUCCAUGCGGAUGGGGUUGCGGGUCUCCUAUCCCGAGCCCUCCCUGGACGCCGUGGCUGCCUUCGCCACCAUCUUCGACCCCCGCGGUUACCCCAAGGCACCCGAGGAGCUGAGCGCACAUGGCGAGGGGGCGCUGCGGGUCUUGCUUCGUGCCUUCUCGCCGGCAGUGGUGCGCCCACGCGCGCUGGGUGACUUCGCGCUCUUCAAGCGCGUGGUGUGCAGCCUGGGGCGGCUCGGCCCGCGGGCCCUGUGCGCCAAGCUGGCCUGCGCGCACUCCGAGCUACACGAACUCUUCCCGGACUUCGCCGCCCUGGCUGCCCUGGCCUUGGCGCUGCCGGCAGGCGCUGGCCUCCUAGACAAAGUGGACCACAGGCGGGAGCUGCUGCGGUGCGGGGGCCGGAGAGGUGCCGGGAGAGAAGGCCAGGGCGGCCCCGUGGUGAAGAUCGCUGUGGAUGGGCCUCCCUUGCAUGAGUUCGACUUUGCUCUGGCCGUGGAGUUCUUAGAGAGUGGGUGAGGAGAAGGGGUCCUGGGGGCCCAACUCACAUGAGGGCCCCCUGAUGCUCUGUGUGCAGCCAGCCCAGGGCAUUGGACACUCCAAGCGCCAAGCCUGACCUGACUGCAUUCAAGCUGACUUACUAACUGUGAGCGCCUACCCACCGUCCCCAGCUUCCUCUGCUGUGGAGCUAAGGCUGAGUGCUGACCCUGUCCCCAUGGGCUGGCUUGAGUGGGCAGAGGGGCAAGCGAGGGCAAGGGGGUACCAUAAAUAUUAUUCCUAGCCUUUGAUAAAUUUCCCUCUGGGCUUGAUCCAAGUUCUGACCUGGGACUAGUUGGGAGAUCUUGAUUGGAGGGAGGGAACUGGGUGCUAGGGCUUAAGGGGAAGGAGAACUGCUUUCUGACUGUUUCUUGGCUGCCUCUUGGCAUCUGCUUUUUCCUUCCUGUGUGCCUAGAGAACCAAGGUCCUUGCUUUUGGCACACAGCAAAGCACCCUCCUUGUGCGCUAGCUAACAGUUCAGGGGAGGUAAUGGUACAACCUUUCAUGUACUAGUAGGCUACUGCAGGCUUUUUCUGUAUAUAACUGUAUAGAAUCAUAAAAAUUCUAGAGAUGUAAAAUAAAUCUACCCUAUCUUUCUUAGUGUCAAUACAAAUCCUAAAGGGGUUUCAUUUGGUUUUGCAAUGGCAAGGUACCCAAUGGAUUGUAUUUCUUUCUUCCUCAAAUUUUGGUUGCUCCCUUCAUGUUCCUAGUUCUUCCCCACCCUUGCCUCAGACCUUUAAGACCCAAGACUGUACAACUAUAGUGUUGUACCACUCCAGGGGUACUGGGGCCUUUUUCGCUCCUGGAGGAAGCAGUUGGGGUCUCACCAUACCUGGAAGACACAUCCCUUCAGAUCCCAGUGGGUUUCUCAGCCCUUCUGCCAGCCCUUGCUAUGAAGGAUGUGAGGACCUGUGGGGAGGAAGGGGAGUGAGUAAGAGGGGAGAGGCUGGUCUUUCCCCAGGUCUCCUGGGUUUGAGUUUAAUUUGGAGUAAAGUGGAAGCCCAGCACAUCAUGCGGUCUCUCUGGUGGUGUGUGUGCAUCAGGACCUGACUCUGACUCUUGUCUUCUUCCUUGGUCAGACCCCCCCCACCCCAGAGGGAGAUGGGAUUCAUGUGGACCAUUAUACUGCCCUGCACAGUGAACACUCUACUUCUGCUUCCCCAGUUGUGUAGGGACGAGGCACCAAGAUAGGCUAAAAUCACUCUGGGUAUGAUCAAUGCUAUUUCACAAAGAGGGAGACAGGAAUGUUACCAUCCCUGGCUUUACACCCAGGAACCCUACCAGCCUCUUUCUCUGGCUGCAGAGGUAGGCAAGAGAGAGUCAUGUGGCUCCGGAUUUCAGACCCUCCCCUUCU
Erinaceus europaeus (western European hedgehog) is the source of this 3912-nucleotide messenger RNA. RefSeq names its product chromosome 12 C17orf113 homolog (gene C12H17orf113). The transcript is spliced from 2 exons. The record is from RefSeq and is a predicted model, not a curated record. Lineage: Eukaryota; Metazoa; Chordata; Mammalia; Eulipotyphla; Erinaceidae. Bases 543 to 2540 code for a protein of 665 amino acids.